AUGGAGUGGCGUUCGACUUCUAUCUACGAUGAUUCCUUUACCCUUUAUUCAAACAAGGAGCAGAUGGCUAGGGUUCUUCGUUGUUUUCAUGUUGUGGCGGAUGAAUUCCCGGAGUAUGUACUCGUUGGGGCUGGUAUGAGUACAUCAUGGAGGCUUUGCGGAAUGAUGCAAGAGUUUUAUGUUGUGUCGAGAGCGUCCGCAAUUCAAGAUUUUGAGCAGCGUCCUGCCGCUGUUGAGCCUUCUCGCUCUGCUUCAAUUGAUCCUGUCAGUGCUGUCAUUGGUUUUGGAUCUUCGAGGAACAAAUAUGUGGAGGAAGAGGUUGUAGAAGAUAUCAAAUAA
Molecule: messenger RNA, 339 nt
Organism: Lactuca virosa
Lineage: Eukaryota; Viridiplantae; Streptophyta; Magnoliopsida; Asterales; Asteraceae
Source: the annotation of a GenBank genome assembly